This is a messenger RNA of Nannizzia gypsea CBS 118893, 1065 nucleotides long. RefSeq lists its product as hypothetical. The transcript has 3 exons. Lineage: Eukaryota; Fungi; Ascomycota; Eurotiomycetes; Onygenales; Arthrodermataceae. The record is from RefSeq and is a predicted model, not a curated record. Bases 1 to 1065 code for a protein of 354 amino acids.
AUGCUUCCCAUUCACACUGCUCAAAUGGCAUUCAGUAGCUUCAUGGCGAAGCGAUGGGCUCGAAGACGCUUUCAUCUGCUUAUUGCUGUGUUUCUAGCAACUGUUGUCUGCUUAUCGUCCAACAACUUUGAUCCGGUCAUACCACUAAAAACCCCGUUGCCGUAUUCCAGAUAUGGGCAUCGAUCUCAUCAUGGCAACUACAAGGCUAAACCUACCAAACCAUACGUCCUUCGAGCGGCUAGAAAGGAUGACAACACCGUUGAAAUGGUCAUAGCCAGCAAGCAGCAAGACAACGUCACUUGGCUAAACGAGUACCUCCCAAGCUGGAAGAAGAACAUAUACGUUGUGGACGACAGUUUUGCAGAGUUAAGUAUUCCUGAUAACAAAGGGAGAGAAGCUAUGGUGUUUUUGACAUACAUCAUUGACCGUUACGACUCGCUUCCCGGCAACAUCUUCUUUCAUCACGCGCAGCGGUUCAAAUGGCAUAAUGACGACCCCAACUAUGACGCGCUCAAUCUCCUACAGAGAUUCCGUCUCGGUUACCUAAAAGAACAAGGCUAUACCAGUCUACGCUGUGACUGGGCUUUAGGGUGCCCCGCAGCAAUCAGGCCAUGGGUUGACGCCAUUGUAAGACUCCCUGGAGAAGACAUAUCGUCAAAACACCUCUACAAGAAAUCUUUUGAACAGCUAUUCCCGGGCCAGAGUGUUCCAGAAACCGUGGGCGUCGCGUGCUGCUCGCAGUUUGCUGUACGUCGGGAAAUAAUACAACAGCGUCCAAAAUCGGAUUACAUCCGUUAUCGGAAAUGGCUACUCGAUACUGAACUCGGUGACCAUAUAAGCGGGCGGAUUUUUGAAUAUUCAUGGCAUAUUAUGUUUGGGAAGAAGGCUAUACAUUGUCCCAAUGCUAGUUCCUGCUACUGCAGAAUGUACGGGCUAUGCCAUAUGACCUGCGAAUCUAAACGCUGUAAUGGCCAGUAUUUCCUACCUAAGUUCGCGAACCUUCCUGCAGGAUGGCCGAAGAUAGGCUGGAACAAGGAAGACAGACACUGGUCCGGACCAGAGUAG